Molecule: messenger RNA, 2306 nt
Organism: Mauremys reevesii (Reeves's turtle)
Lineage: Eukaryota; Metazoa; Chordata; Testudines; Geoemydidae
Gene: KCNA10
Product: potassium voltage-gated channel subfamily A member 10
Exons: 5
Coding region: 589-2139 (516 amino acids)
Biological process (GO): protein homooligomerization; potassium ion transmembrane transport
Cellular component (GO): membrane; voltage-gated potassium channel complex
Molecular function (GO): protein binding; delayed rectifier potassium channel activity
Source: RefSeq, a predicted model, not a curated record
AAAGGGGAAGGCACAGAAAUACCCCACAGAGAGAUCAGAAUAUUAGUCUAGAUGCCAAGAGCUGCAGAGGAGACAGCUCCUGUACCAAUGGCUGUGAGCAGGAGUGUCCUGGAGGCAGGUGUCUGUGUGAUGGGGCAUGUGCCCCAUACUGGUACUGAGAGGGUAAUGGGAGCUUUGGAACUCAAUUCACCCAAUUCACCUAGCCUGAAAGGAGGAGCAGAGUCGGAGAGCCUGGGAGAAGUACAGUGGUGGAGCUGAAACGUGGCCUGUCUGCAGGGCUGAGCUGUGUGAAGAGACUGGCCACCACAGGACAGCAUGACGGUCAGCCGGGGGUGCUAGAGAGGAAGGAGCUGCUAUGCAAGACCCAACGAGGAGGGGGCGAGCCACUUCUCCCAGGCCUCCAACUUCGAGGCAUCUGCUGCCUGAGCCAGCUACUGCUGCUGCUCCCAAGAAGUCUCAGAGGGCAGGAGGGAAAAGGGUGUGGCAGGAAUCCCAGCCUCUGAGGAGGAAGAAGAUCAUCAUAGCGUGGGAAAGACGCAAGCUGCUGGUAUCUGACCCCGGGAUUUAUGCUGCUAAUCUGAUUACUGUAUGAUGGAAGUGUCCAGUUGGAAGGAGAUGGAGGUGGCACUAGUCAGUUUCGACAACACUGAUGAGAUAAUGGAAGAUCCCUGUUAUUCAAACGACUUCAGCACUGCUGCCCAAUUACAGAAGGGGCAUCCCAGCUGUGCCAGCCUCUUACCCCACUGGAGAAUCCUCCUCAAUAGCGAGAACACCAACAAUGAGACCAUUUUCUCCAAGUUCUCUGCUGAGUUCGGCGAGCACCUGAUGGGGGAACGGGAGGGCAUGGACGAGGGUGAACAGAGAGUCAUCAUCAACAUUGCUGGGUUGAGGUUCGAGACGCAGCUCAAAACCCUCAAUCAGUUCCCAGAGACACUACUCGGGGAUCCGGAGAAGCGGAUGCGCUACUUUGACUCCAUGAGAAACGAGUAUUUCUUUGACAGGAACAGGCCCAGUUUCGAUGGGAUCCUCUACUACUACCAGUCCGGUGGGAAAAUCCGGCGCCCGGCCAAUGUCCCCAUAGAUGUCUUUGCCGAUGAAAUCACCUUCUAUGAGCUGGGCAAUGAAGCCAUGGACCAGUUCAGGGAAGAUGAAGGGUUCAUCAAGGACCCUGAGACUCUUCUGCCCACUAAUGACUUUCACAGGCAGUUCUGGCUGCUGUUUGAGUACCCCGAAAGUUCCAGUGCGGCCAGGGGCGUGGCUUUGGUCUCAGUCUUGGUCAUCGUUAUUUCCAUCAUCAUCUUCUGUGUGGAGACCUUGCCCGAGUUCAGGGAGGAACGGGAGUUCAAGGCCAUCAAGGAUGCCACUAACAACUUGACCAAAGCCAACCUGGCCCCGAGCACCUUCACGGACCCCUUCUUUGUCAUAGAGACAGCCUGCAUCAUCUGGUUCUCGUUUGAACUCUUCGUCAGAUUCGUGGUCUGCCCCAGCAAGGCUGCGUUCUUCAGGAACAUCAUGAAUAUCAUCGACAUUGUGUCCAUCAUUCCCUACUUCGUGACACUCAUUACUGAGCUGGUCCAGCACAGCGAACAAAAUGGGCAGCAGAACAUGUCCCUGGCGAUACUGAGGAUCAUCCGCCUGGUCCGGGUCUUCCGCAUCUUCAAGCUCUCGCGGCAUUCCAAGGGCCUGCAGAUCCUGGGGCAGACCCUCAAGGCCAGCAUGCGGGAGCUGGGCUUGCUCAUCUUCUUCCUCUUCAUCGGAGUCAUCCUGUUCUCCAGCGCCAUCUUCUUUGCAGAGGUGGACGAGCCACAGUCUCAUUUCUCCAGCAUCCCUGAUGGGUUCUGGUGGGCCGUGGUCACCAUGACAACUGUCGGCUAUGGAGACAUGUGCCCUACCACGUUGGGUGGGAAGAUAGUGGGGACCCUGUGUGCUAUUGCGGGGGUAUUAACCAUCGCACUCCCUGUCCCGGUCAUCGUCUCCAACUUUAACUAUUUCUACCACAGGGAGACGGAGAAUGAAGAGAAGCAGAUUCUACCCAGGGAAGUGGAGAAAAUACUUACCAGCAUGGCUGCGGCCAAUGGCAGCAUGGAGUCCUUGAACAAAACCAAUGGGGGUUGUGACCAUGACAAGCCCAGGAAAUGAUGACAGAUCAUGGGCUUGAAAGGACUGCCUGGUAUCAGAAUGGAUUUGAUCAAUGAAUUGGGUGUAAACCAUCAGCACUCUGUAAUUUUUUAAAAAAACACAGUAUGCUUUUUUUUUUUUGGUAGACAUUUUGCAAUCCUCCGGUUUCCUGCGGCCGUUCAAAUAAA